Messenger RNA from Amphiprion ocellaris (clown anemonefish), 7195 nucleotides. RefSeq names its product adenylate cyclase type 8. Bases 690 to 4247 code for a protein of 1185 amino acids. Gene Ontology annotation, molecular function: adenylate cyclase activity. The transcript is spliced from 21 exons. Gene Ontology annotation, cellular component: plasma membrane. Lineage: Eukaryota; Metazoa; Chordata; Actinopteri; Pomacentridae. Gene Ontology annotation, biological process: cAMP biosynthetic process; adenylate cyclase-activating G protein-coupled receptor signaling pathway; intracellular signal transduction. The record is from RefSeq and is a predicted model, not a curated record.
UCUGAGUCUCUAAUUGCUCAGGCAGAUUUUGAAGUAACCAGGAGCACAGAGGUAGAUAAGAGGCAGCACCUCUGUAUGAUGAUAUCAGGUUGGUGGUCGAGUCAAUUAAAAAGAGCACUUGAAAGAGAGAUUUAAAUAAGCACUUGUGCUAAUGCUAUUUAAUUGAAGUGUCAACACUGCUUUGAAAAGAUUGUGUUGACUUGGCCGAGGGGUGAGAGUGUUGCAUGUUUUUUGUCGUUGUCUUGGUGCCAGUGGCCUCAGCUUUGCCGUCCAGUGAGAGUAGCCGCUGACUAAUUAAUCCUCUUUGCGCUCUUCGCUCCUGCAGCUCUGCUCUGUGGCAGUGGUUAACUUUGUUUCAGAAGGCCAGGUGGUGACCUACAAUCCUGGGCAGAACGGCUCCACACAUCUUAGUCGGGCGUGUACAUCUCCUCCUGUCACAUCGGUGCUGGACAGGGCAUCGCAGUGGGAGCUACUUCAAGUUUUCCUAUCAUGGAUUAGGCCUUAAUUUUCAGAUCUGUGUACGUUAGCUAAGCGAUGGAACCUGCAAAAGUGGAUUAUGACGUGCUGGAUGUAUAUGUCCUGUGGCUGAAGCUAGAGAUGGCGAGUGGAUGCACAAUAUGUAAAACUAUACAGGCUGCUGCCUUCUCCUGAUCUGAGGCCAACAGCUGGGGUCAGCCGAGGUCGUCACCAUGGUGACCUUCGCUGAGACGACGCAGAUCUCCCCCAUGGAGUUGCAUGAGCCGCCAUGUCUGACCGCCACCCUGUCCCCGGGGCUCCGACGGAAAAAGAUGCUGUGGCAGAACGCUGUGAAGCACAUCAUGAUCCAGCAGGAGCUCAGCGCCCAGGUGGGUGUGGAACCAGCACGCAAUAUGUGUGUGACCGACGCCUACAUGGAGGAGAUCAACCGACAAAUCCGCAGCAAGGCCUCGCGUGGGGUCACAAAACGCCGUUCCUCCACAUUCAGAGUCCAGCCCUCCAUUACUCGUGGUUCCACCAGCACACAUGGCAGCGUCGGGGGUUCUGCUAACGACUACUCCAGCGACGCCGACUUCUUUGUGCACUGGGGUCGCACCGUUCGUGGUGUCUACAUACCCAUGCUGAGGCACACCUUCAAGUCCAGGGACCUGGAGAAACUCUACCAGCUACACUCAUCCCACCAAAGACGAAACUCUCUCGCCAUCACCAAUGUGAUCGAUGCUGUGGCGAAGUUGCACGUGUUGGUUUUGUACCUGGCGUUGGCCCCCGAGGCUGCAACCGACACAGUGCGAUGCUGCCUGACAGGCCUUUUCAUGGCGUUAGCUAUAGUCCUGUGUAUCGUGGUGUUAACCCACAAAGACUCCAUGUCCCCACGGUGGCUUCACUAUGCUGGCCUUGCUAGCUGGUUGUCGCAGACCACGCAGGUGCUGGGGGGACUGGUGUACGGACUGGAAAAAGACCCGUCGUGGUACGUUUUCUUCACAUUGUUCGCAACCUACACGCUGCUGCCAUUGCCUCUGCUGUGGGCCAUGUGCGCCGGCUCCCUCACCUCAAUACUGCACCUUCUGGUGGAGAUAGUGCGCUACUACAAUGAUGCUGUGCUUUUGAGAAAGAUGUUUGCCAAAGGCCUCCUGUACCUCGGUAUGAACACAGCUGGCUUGUUCAUCCACUACCUGACCGACCACGCCCAGCGACAAGUUUUCCUGGAGACACGGCGCUGCAUCGAAGGUCGCCUCAGAUUAGAGCAAGAGAACCAGAGACAGGAGCGCCUAGUGCUGUCGAUCCUACCUCGCUUUGUUGCCUUGGAGAUGAUUGCUGACAUGAGUUCUUUGGAAGAUGAACUCAACCCUCAGGAGUUUCAUAAGAUCUACAUUCACCAGUACAGAAACGUCAGCAUCCUUUUCGCAGACAUCAAGGGCUUCACCCUGUUGUCCAUGAACCUCUCAGCUCAGGAUCUGGUUCGAACCCUCAAUGAGCUCUUUGGACGCUUUGACCGGCUGGCAGAUGAGCACCACUGCUUGAGGAUAAAGAUACUGGGAGAUUGUUAUUAUUGUGUGUCCGGGGUCCCUGAGCCUCAGCGAGCCCACGCCCAGUACUGUGUUGAGAUGGGCCUGGCUAUGAUCAACACUAUACGGUACGUACGGAAGCAGCUGAACUUCAACAUGGACAUGAGGAUCGGGAUCCACUCCGGCUCUGUCCUCUGUGGGGUUCUCGGCCUGCAGAAGUGGCAGUUUGAUGUGUGGUCCUGGGAUGUGGGCAUCGCCAACAUGCUGGAGGCAGGAGGGAUACCAGGACGCAUUCACAUCUCAAGGGCGACUCUGGACUGUCUAGAAGGCACCUACAAGACGGAGGAAGGUCAUGGCCGUGACAGGAACGAGUUCCUACGUAAACACAACAUCGACACCUUCCUCAUCUGCCCUCAGGAGGACAGGAACAAAGUUGACCACAGUGAGCCUCCCAAAACCCAGAAACCUAUUCGAACCUGGACCCCAGAGGUAGCUUAUGGGAACGUCACUGACAUGAACAGUAUCCUGGCCUCCUUCACAAACGGCUCUCUGCCCAACAUCUGGCAGUCCACCUCCAAAGAGAUCAACAAACGUAUCAGACAUGCCAUUGAGGUUCGAAGCAGCGAGCAAAUGCACAAGGAGCACAUCACUCCGCUGACUCUGGUGUUCAAGGACACGCACAUUGAGAACAAGUUCUCCCAGAUGAGAGAUGAAAUGUUCAACUCCAACCUGGUCUGCUCCUUCAUCAUGCUCCUCUUCCUCAUGGCCGCCCAGGCCCUCAUCCCUGCUCCCAGCGGGAUGUUUCCAGCCAUCCUCCAGUUUUCGGUCUUUCUGCUUGUCUACCUGCUGCUGCUGCUGGUUGCUCUUGCUGAAGAAUUCAAGUGGACUCCUGCAUCACUGCAGCAGUUCUGCUGCUUUAUCCAUGAAAACAACAGGGCCCGGAACCUGCUCACCCUCACAGCUAUCGUCAUUAACUUCGGUUUGGCCUCCACUGACAUGGUGUGGUGUGUUCUCACAAGCCCAGGACAAGCUGACAUCCUGGAAAAGACCAGCACAGGUUCACGUCCACUCACUGUCUGCACUUACCCUGAGAUCUUUGUGUUGAGCGGCGUGAUCGCCAUGGUGACCUGCGCCGUGUUCCUGCGUCUGAACUCUCUGCUGAAGCUGGCGGUGCUGCUGCUGGCGGUGGCUGUUUACUCCUACCUCAUCCACCUGGCCUUCUUCAACCUCACACGCCAAGACGUGCUGCACAGGUCUCACUAUCUCAGGAGAAAAGGAAUUUCCAUCCUUCUCAUGGCCAUGUUUCUUGUUGCUGUCUUCUACAAUGGGCGGCAGUGGGAAGCUACUGCCAGACUGGACUUCCUGUGGCGUCUGCAGGCCCAGCGGGAGGUGGAGGACAUGAGGGAGCUGCGGGAACACAAUGAGUGUUUGCUUCACAACAUCUUGCCGAUGCAUGUUGCACGACAUUUCCUGGACCGGAGCAAAAAUGACGAGGAGCUUUACUCCCAGUCCUAUGAUGAAGUAGGUGUUAUGUUUGCCUCCAUCGCUGGGUUCAACGAGUACUUUGAGCAGAAAGAGAUCAAACAUGAAGGAGUGGACUGCCUCCGACUGCUGAAUGAGAUCAUUGCUGGCUUUGAUGAGCUGCUGGAGGAGUCGUACUUCCACUUUGUAGAGAAGAUUAAGACGAUUGGAAGCUGCUACAUGGCAGCGUCUGGUUUAGCUCCAGAUAAACAGGCAUCAAUGGAUGAAUGGAAUCACCUCAGUGAGCUGGUUUUGUUUGCGCUGGCAAUGCAAGAAACACUGAAAGAGAUUAAUAGGCACUCUGCCCAAAAAUUUGACCUGCGUGUGGGCAUUGCCCAUGGGCCGGUGGUCGCAGGGGUGAUCGGCGCCACCAAGCCACAGUACGAUAUCUGGGGAUCCACAGUGAACCUGGCCAGCCGCAUGGACAGCACAGGUGUGAGCGGACGCAUCCAAGUACCUGAAGCCACCCGCAAGAUCCUGACAGACUGGGGCUUUGUCCUGGAGCUACGAGGAGAAAUCUUUGUCAAGGGGGUGAGCGAGCGCCAGGGGAAAGUCCGUACCUAUUUCAUCAGCACCAUGCGCAAUCAGAGGGCCAACACUGGGACAGAUGGUCACCUCGGGGGUCGGACAGGAGGACGUAUGACCCUGGCAGAAGUGGUGUUUGGUCUCGUCCAGGCCAGACACAAGGAGACACACAGAGACACCAACGGCUUCAGUCUGGCUUCCUGCAAACUGCAGUGCUGAUGGGACUGUUAGGUGGCUGCAUGUAUAGGAGGACACCGUCCAGCCAUAUUACUCCUACUGGUUUACAGCUUCGAUGCUCUUGUUCCAUUGGUUGCCAUAACUGAAUUAGCUGCACAAACAGGUCUAACUGUGGAAGGAUUCAGUCCAAUCAAAGCCUUUGUUUCCUCCAUGACUGUGUCAUCCUCAACUCUCCAGUCAGCUCAGAAUGAUUAAAGUUUGGUUUUUAAAGCUUAAAAGUCGGGGUAGGCAGACAUCUGAGAGGAAAAUCCCAGGAUUUGAUAAUACAACCUCCUCUUGAGCUCUUCCCUCUCAGUCCUAAGCCCCUCCAUGUAAAAAAACAGACAACUAAGAACGAGCAUUUACUUGUGGAAUCACACAGGAUCUUCAGUGAAAGUCAGUUUAACCACUACAUCACACGUCCCCUCCUGAUGAUGGAACCAUAACUGAUUUAAUGAGCCAUUCGCAGUUUCACUGUACCGGCUGUGUGUACUUAGACUUGCAUGGCUUAGUCUUUGAGUCAAGCAUAUGCGACUGGCAGGAUCAACCAGGUAGCCCAGAGAACUUAAUUAGAGCCCAACUGUUCCUGGAUUUUGACGGCCAAUUGAUACCAAUUUAGGAGACUAGAAAGCAUCACAACAUUGAUAUAUACCGGCCGAUUUUUUACACUUUUAAUUUUCUUUUUUCAUGCAGUGGUCCCUCAAAUUAGGAUAUCAAACAGUAGUUUUGAGUUCUUUUGUUCAAACAUAACAUGAAUAGAUAGAUGUUGAUUAUCUUGACAGUUUUGAUGAAAGCUAUCGCCUUCUUCAGAAGAUGCCUUGAUCAGAAGCGUCUUCUGAAGAAGGCGAUGGCUUUCACCGAAACUGUCAAGAUAAUCAACAUCUAUCUAUUCAUUUUAUGUCUGAACAAAAGAACUCAAAACUACUACAUGAAUUAGAAGACAUGAUGAACGUUUUUGAGAUAGGUUAUCAAACACUUGAGGGGAUUAGAAGCAGAGUGGUCUAACCCACAAAAAAUCCGAAUUGAGUUUUAUAUAAUUUCUGUAAUAUUUUAUGGUCUAGAUUUUAGUGACAAAGUGGUCUAACCCACAACCCAAAUAUAGCGUUACGGUGGCGCUUCCAGUGUUAGACCAUUCUUGAAAACACAAAACUUUGAACUUAUUUUUCUCCAAAACUACAGAAAGUGGGUUAGAUCACUCUGCUUCCAAACCCUUCAGCUCUUACAAACAUAAAGGAUUGAAGAUAAAGGUGGUAUAUUUUAUGGUUCUACAACCAACUUUAUUGUCCAAAGUGACUGUAAAUCACUCACUUCUUGCUUGUCAAAAUGUCAUUUAUACAAAUUAUAAUAAGGUCGCGACCCAUGCUUACCUUUCAAUCUGCUAUGACGCUAUAGCCGGUAAGCUACCUCGCUAACAUAGCAAACAAAUGUAAUUUAAGCUCGAGUUGUAUGACAGUUACCGGGGGUACGGUUGUGUUAGAGUUAUAUUGAAACAGAAAAAUGAGGGGGGGUCAUUAUUUACUAAAUUUCCAAUAAUGUAAAUCACAAACUAGUUAGCAUUUAUGUUAGGAAACCGCUUGAUUCUGUGACAUGAACUCUGCUUGCGGCAUGUGCUGAUGAGAACAUUACAAGUUGGAGCUCGCUCUGCUGGACGCACUACAAGAUGACACCAUUUCAAGCUUAUUCCAAGCCUCUAUUUCUGCAUUAUGUUCUGAAAUCAUGGACAACAUACAUGCACAUGCCAAUAUAUCUGUGAUAUGCCAAAAUCAGCAGGUAGAUAUAUCAGCCAGACUCUACUCUUCAUACCAACCUCACCUUCUCUGGCUAAAGCCUUCUGUCACUAGAAAGGCUUGUGUGUAAUUUUUGACCAGUGAUGCCAAAUAAGUACUGCCUACCCCGGCUUUAAUCAACAAAUAGAGGAAUUCACCCGGUUGGUUUCAUUUCUUGAGUUCUGGAGCUUUCAUCUUUGAAUAAUUGAGCUGCAUUUUCUGAACUUUACUUAGAAAGCGCUUAACCGUCCUAUCGGCCUCUUUUGAUUUCAAUGAGCAUCUUGAGAGCACUGCUGUCUGUUUUUCUUGCCAUAUCAACACUAUAACCACCUUUUUUUAGCAGUUGCGUUCAUUUUGUAAAGGAAAGCCAACACGUCUUUCUUGUUUGCCAGGAUAAUAUUCAGGUCUUUAAGCCAAAACACAGAAUACCUCAAAGCAACCGGCUCGACCUCUUCUACACACUAACGCUACCCAUGAUGGCCUAUAAAAUACUGACUGGGGUUUUUUACUGCAUCUUUUAAGAAAGUUUUCAGUACAUUUCAUGUUGUGAGAUGAAACAUUUUUUCUGCUUAGCUGCUGUUAUCUGACAAUUUCACCGUGUGUGUUAAAGCAUUAUAUUUUCACGAUUAGCUGUCAGUGCUGCUCUGGAUUUCUGACAAAUCACACGGUAGACAUGUCAGUUUUGGUUUACUAUUCCCCAGAUGUUUAACCACAGUUUUAUUCCCAACAUAGCUGGAUAAACUAACUUCCUAUUCACCCAUAAUUCCAUACCACUCCUCUUCUUGCAAACCAAACAACAUAGGAAGUUGCUUUUUCUUGAAGUAAUACUAUUUUAUACUGAUUCCAGUUGACACAGUCAGAUGAAAACCUUGAGAAUCCUUUUACCUUGAAGGAAGAUGAGCUCCUCUGUGAGACUUCUGAUGGUUUCCUGCAGUUAUUGUGUAGAUGAAAACCUUUUCAAAGACAUGUUUAAUUGUUAUUACCAUCUAAUGAAUGCUGAUCUAGGCCUUUAAAAUGAGGCUGCGAGUUCUAAAAAUGUGCUGUUCUGGAAAUCUGUAUCAGCAAAAUGGAAUAUUGUAAUUUUUCCUAGCUAUAUUAUGCUUUUUUUAUAUUGAAUUUUUACAUAAAGCUUAAAUAGUGUACACUUUCUGCCAAUAAAAACCAGUAAUGUGCAUAAAACUGUGA